GCCUCUUUUUUCCCGACCUCCAUCGCGCUGUACACGUAGCAUCUCUUUGAAGACUUCACGUUGAAGGAAUAGGUCGAAUUAUCUUUGUCCUUUCUAUUCUACUCUUGGACGGCGUUCUAGGAGUCGCGCUCUGAUACACAGAUAAAGUGUUUCCUUCCUCCUUUCACGAAAACAAUCACUACGAAUAAAAGCUUGCUUCUAUGACCGAUAUCGCCAUCCCCGAAUCCCCCUUGAAGAAACUUCGAGUAACGGCUAUUGACGAAGAACCUUUCAGCAAGCUCAAGGCGGACGCUGCUAUAUUGACCUCGGAUGAAAAACUCUUCCCUAUCACUAUGAAGUGCCUGUCAUGCAUUUCAACUUAUUUCCAGCACCUAUUCGAGUACCGCGCCGGAAUUUUACCCAUCACGUUGAACGAACGGCUGACAGAAGAGCUAGACAUCGGUCUAAACAUCUUUCGUAUCGAAGAGGACAGCAUCACGUUCAAGGAUGUUCUCCGAUAUGUCUAUCCAGGUCUUGUUAAACGCUAUCCGAGCGUGAAGGAGCUUGUCAUGAUCAUGAACGCGAUGAUCAAGUACCAGAUGGACGGGACAUACGCCUUCCAAAAUUCAGUUAUCAACGAUCUCCGUUUGCGUGGGGUUCAGUCACGUACACCGGCUGAUGAUGAUCCCAAGAUCGCGUUGUCGGUGUUCAGCCUCCUCUUUCGAUACAAACAAAGUUCGAUUGCUCAUGCCGUUCCUGGUACGUUCAUCACAGAGGUUGCUAAAAGACUGCUGCUCUUUCCUCGUGAAGAUCUGGCAGUCCUUCAUGUUCCAGAAAUGGAUUUCGAACCGGCUAUUCCGGCUAGCGUGUUCAUCUCGCUUUUAAAUUAUCAUCGACGGGUGUCGGAUACCAUUUUAACACAUGUUCCGUCGUUUAACGAGUGGCCAAAUGACACUUCGAGGCUCACAUACACAUGUUCUUCUCUCUAUCCACCAGCGAAGACUAGAAUAUCGUUGGAGGAUCUCCAGCAGAUAUUCUAUUAUCUGCGCUUCACCUCGGAGACAUUCAAACAUACACCGUACAUGCUCACUCAAUACCAGAAGACAACGAACAUUGAAAGUGCUUUCGGGAACGAUAGACAAUCUAUACGUUGUCCCCGCUGCCACACAACUGGUUGUGGAAGUAUGGUUAGGUUUGUAAAUGGAAUAGUAAAGGAAGAAGUUCGUUCGGUUGUUAAAGAUGUUGUAUUGGAAUUGUCAGGCGUGGACCUGAAGGAAUUGAAAGAGCCAAGCGGUUCAGGUGCGAAGGACGCGGAGGAAGAGAACGGUGAUUUGGAGGACGAGGAGGGGUUGAAUGAGUUGAGAUUGAUAUCAAAGCCUGAACAAGCACGUAUGAAGGAGGUCGAAACCGCUCACCGAUGUGGUGUAGAGAAAGGCACAGUUCAGCCGAUCGGGAACUUGGUGGAUGGAAAGAAGAAGAAAAAGAAGAACCCGAAGGAAGAAGACAAGCGGCCUACGAUGCCGGCUCCGAAAGUUUGCACUCGCUGUGCUGACCGCCGGGUCCAGUGUUUAGUUCCGGAAGAUGUACGACAAGGACAGUCCUGUAUGGACUGCCGAAAGGGCAAGGUCAAGUGUUCAUUGACCACGAGAAGACAGUCGGCUUACAGUGCCGAUGAGCCUGGGCAGAAGGAUGAGCUUGUGGAGGAGAUUUCAGAGGAAGCAAUGCCAGUUGCGGAGGAGCCGUGAAAGGAGGGUAUCUGUAGCGGGUAGUUUGCGCCUCCGCUGAUCUCGCGUCCUGCGGUGUUGAUUCCUCACUAUCUUUGUUCUUGUAUUUUUGGUGACACAUCCCUGAAAAGCACAGGCAGCUUGUAGUCGUUG
Messenger RNA from Marasmius oreades (fairy-ring Marasmius), 1856 nucleotides. RefSeq lists its product as uncharacterized. The coding region runs from base 201 to 1724 and encodes 507 amino acids. Gene Ontology annotation, molecular function: protein binding. The transcript is spliced from 5 exons. NCBI's taxonomy places the organism in Eukaryota, Fungi, Basidiomycota, Agaricomycetes, Agaricales, Marasmiaceae. The record is from RefSeq and is a predicted model, not a curated record.